CAUCGCCAACCCUCCCCCCGCCGCCUUCCCACCCCGCAAAACACAUCCUCAGCUGUAAUUCUUCUCCGGGGAAAAAGGGAAGCUUCGAACCGACAAGAUGAUGUUCUUUGGCCUCGGCGGCAUCUUCUACUUCAUGGUCCUCGUCACAAACGCCAUCGCCAUCCUCUCCGAAGACCGCUUCCUAGCGCGCAUAGGCUGGUCGGCCUCCUCAGCGGCGGAGCCCGCGUUCGGUGCUGGGCCCGGGGGCGACGCGAGCGUGAAGAGCAAGAUUGUGAAUUUGAUUGCGAGUGUGAGGACGUUGAUGAGGAUGAUAAAACAAAGGUUCGUGGCAUUCUACGACAGCGGAGACUCCACGUCACAAGUGAAACUUCUCAAGUUCUCGCCUUGGUUCGGGCCCACUGCUGCUGCUGCUACGCCGUCAUGCUUUCUCCUUGAUUGGGGGCCACUGCUGCUAUCGUUACGUCGUCUCGUCACUGCUGGUAUCUUGUUACCGUUUGAGUCUUGCUACCUCGCACCCACCACCUCUGGGUAG
Pseudogymnoascus verrucosus is the source of this 532-nucleotide messenger RNA. RefSeq lists its product as uncharacterized. Lineage: Eukaryota; Fungi; Ascomycota; Leotiomycetes; Thelebolales; Thelebolaceae. Bases 98 to 532 code for a protein of 144 amino acids. The transcript has 3 exons. Gene Ontology annotation, cellular component: endoplasmic reticulum membrane; COPII-coated ER to Golgi transport vesicle; Golgi membrane. Gene Ontology annotation, biological process: endoplasmic reticulum to Golgi vesicle-mediated transport. The record is from RefSeq and is a predicted model, not a curated record.